Penicillium oxalicum is the source of this 108-nucleotide messenger RNA. RefSeq lists its product as uncharacterized. The transcript has a single exon. The coding region runs from base 1 to 108 and encodes 35 amino acids. The record is from RefSeq and is a predicted model, not a curated record. NCBI's taxonomy places the organism in Eukaryota, Fungi, Ascomycota, Eurotiomycetes, Eurotiales, Aspergillaceae.
AUGGAAUCAUACGUCUCCCGAUCCGUCUGUGGCACACUUUUACCAUUUUAUAUGCUUCUCGGGGUGAGGUCAAGUGGAGGUGGCCAUUGGAGCUACAUAGGUACUUGA